GUUUACUUCCAGGUUUAGUAAUAGUGAAGGGAGAACGCCAGGCCAGAGAGGGGAGUUCGGGUACCACCCAGCGCCCCUCUCCCGCUCCCCGCAGGCCUUCGUCCCCGCCAUGGCCGAUCUAAUCCAGAAGAAGCUACAGGGAGAAGUGGAGAAAUAUCAGCAGCUACAGAAGGACUUGAGUAAAUCCAUGUCGGGGCGGCAGAAGCUUGAGGCCCAACUAACAGAAAAUAAUAUCGUGAAGGAGGAGUUGGCCCUGCUAGAUGGGUCCAACGUGGUCUUUAAACUUCUGGGUCCUGUACUGGUCAAACAGGAGCUGGGAGAGGCUCGGGCGACCGUGGGGAAGAGGCUGGACUAUAUCACAGCUGAAAUUAAGCGAUAUGAAUCCCAGCUCCAGGACCUCGAACGGCAGUCAGAGCAACAGAGGGAGACCCUGGCUCAGCUGCAGCAGGAGUUCCAGCGGGCGCAGGCAGCCAAGGCAGGGGCUUCUGGGAAGGCCUGACCCCUUGGUGGGGGGGAGGGGAGGGGAGGGAAUGAGGCAGCUCUAGGGUCUAUACUGUAGCUAAUAAAAUGUGAAAACACCUGGCUGUUUUCUGACCAGCCACUUUCUGUCA
Molecule: messenger RNA, 611 nt
Organism: Neomonachus schauinslandi (Hawaiian monk seal)
Lineage: Eukaryota; Metazoa; Chordata; Mammalia; Carnivora; Phocidae
Gene: PFDN6
Product: prefoldin subunit 6
Exons: 5
Coding region: 110-499 (129 amino acids)
Biological process (GO): protein folding; chaperone-mediated protein complex assembly
Cellular component (GO): cytoplasm; prefoldin complex
Molecular function (GO): protein-folding chaperone binding
Source: RefSeq, a predicted model, not a curated record